AUGUUGACGAAAUAUAUGUUAUCAUUUAUUCUUUUGCUAACGCCCAAUAUAUUGCUGUGCGCUUCGGCGGCGGUGCACGGCCACAAUGUGGACAGCCCGGAGCGCGAGUCGGACGGGGCGUACAAGCCGCGAGAUUACGAGCACUACAACGACGUCGGUCACAACGUGGAGUUCGAUCACGAAGCGAUAUUAGGUAGUGUGAAGGAAGCCGAGGAGUAUGACAGACUCAGCCCCGAGGAGUCCAAGAAGCGGCUGGAGCAGCUGCUGCCCAGGAUGGACCUCGACAGGGACAAGUUUAUUGACCGGGAGGAACUCAAGAAGUGGAUAUUAAACUCAUUCAUUAACUUAUCCCAAGAGGAGGCCGAGGAACGAAUGUCCGAGGCUGAUGACAACAACGAUGGAGUUGUCACUUGGUCUGAAUACCUCCGAGAUGCAUUCGGAGCUGAGAAUGAAGAUGAGAUCAGUAUCGAUGACACUGGAGAGACUGGCAUGUUGCUGCCCGAGGAGAAGGCCAUGUGGAAAGCAGCAGAUAAGAAUGGUGACGGGACCCUUGACUUUGAAGAGUUUGCGGUGUUCACAAACCCAGAGGAACAUCCUGAGAUGCAUGAGUACCUGCUGCAACAGACACUGAGGGAGAAGGACCGCGACGGAGAUGGAAGGAUAGACUUCCAGGAGUACGUGGGAGAUAGAGGUGUCCAGCAGGACAAGGAGUGGUUGUUGUCUGAGAGGGACAAGUUCACUCACGACCUGGACCGCGACAAGGACGGCUCACUGGACGCGCACGAGCUGACGCGCUGGCUCAUACCUGACAACAACGAGAUAGCCGAAGAGGAGGUGGACCACCUGUUCGCGUCUGCCGAUGACGACCACGACGACCGACUCUCAUACGAAGAGGUCGUUGGACAUCAUCACGUGUUCGUGGGCAGCGAGGCCGCUCCGGACCACAGAUACUACGACGAACUAUAA
Danaus chrysippus (African queen) is the source of this 966-nucleotide messenger RNA. Lineage: Eukaryota; Metazoa; Arthropoda; Insecta; Lepidoptera; Nymphalidae. The record is from the annotation of a GenBank genome assembly.